GGCGGAGCUUGAGAGCCAGCCGGCAAAUCAGCGAGGAGUGCGGCGCGGGUCUAGAAAACCGUACCUACCUUCGUAAAUAUAUAAAGGAUGUAUAAAGGAAUUGUACUGUACUGUAGUCAUGCCCUGCCUGUGGUUCUCCCGUAUCUUCCCUGCUGCAGGAUAAUGUCUGAGGGCGGCAGUCGGGGCGACGUGGCAAUGAGGGCGAACGAGAACGUCCACAGGCCGGGGGUCACGCCGGAGGAGAUGGCGGCCGGCUACGACGAGUGGUCCGAGAACUACGAGGAGAUGAUGAUCUGGAAAGGCGGGUACCGUGGCCCCGCCAUCACGCUGGAGGAGGCGCUGCGUUGGGUACCCCCGGAGCGGCGAGCCAAGGCCAGGGUGCUGGACGUGGCCGCCGGGACGGGCUGCGUGGGCCGCGAACUCCACCGGGAAGGCUUCAGCCACUCCCACAGGCACAUAGACGCUGUGGACCCGUCGGAGGGCAUGAUGAAGCAGCGGGAGACUGGCAUCUAUACCAACGACUUCCUGGAGCUUAUCGGCAGCGGACACUCCACCGUGCCCAAAGACACAUACGACCUGGUGGUCAUCUCGGGCGGUAUGGGCGAAGGUCACAUCCCACUCAGUGGCCUCGACGACCUGGUGCGCGUCGCAAAGAACGGAGGCUUCGUGAUCAUCGCGAUGCGCCAUGAGUUCCUACAGACCGUGCCUUCCUACAAGGACAAGCUGGAGCCUUACAUGGACCAGCUGGAGGCGGACGGGAAGUGGAAGAAGGUGGAGCGGCGCACCGUCCCAAAUUAUUUCUGUGACAAGGAGGGUCUCGUCUUCGUCUUCCGCAUCACUAAGCCUGAGUGAGGAGGAAGAGGAGGGAAGGGAAAGGAGAGAGAUGGAGGAGUUAUAGUGGUGCUGUGCCAAGUCCGUCUCUGUGUAACAGCCUUGGCUUUCGUCGCGGCACCCGAGACUGAGGUGUGAAUUAUCGUGCUCUGGCAACCUGGUGUCAUGGCGUCUACGAUGUUAUAUGAUAGCCUACGCAUAGGACACAUUUGUCAGUAUUAAUCAUAUUAUUGAAAUUGACGUAAAAAUCUGUUUUAGAUUAUAAGGCUGAGGCUGCAGAAUGCUUAACCUCAGACCUUGCUAUCAUCUCCGAUUGGGAUAAAAGGAACCUUGUGUCCUUCAAUGCCUCAAAAACCCAAUUUCUCCACCUAUCAACUCGACACAAUCUUCCAAACACUUAUCCCCUAUUCUUCAACAACACUCAGCUGUCACCUUCUUCAACACUAAAUAUCCUCGGUUUAAUCUUAACUCAAAAUCUCAACUGGAAACUUUAUAUCUCCACUUUCGCUAAAUCAGCUUCCUCGAGGUUGGGCGUUCUGUAUUGUCUCCUCCAGUUCUUCUCCCCCGCACAGUUGCUCUACAUAUACAGGGGCCUUGUCCGCCCUCGUAUGGUGUAUGCAUCGCACGUGUGUGGGCGGCUCCACUCACAGCUCUUCUCUAUCUUUCGGCCACUCCUCUGUUGUAAAAAAAAAUAAUAAGAUCGCUGAUUAUGUAGCUGUAUGUGUGUGUGCAUGUGUAAUAGCAAGUUGCCAGAGCACGAUAACGAAGACCUCAGACUCGUGUGCCGCGACUAUAGUAUACGUUUAGGAAUGCUUGGUCUGGGUCUUGGGGUCUUGAUGAUGUACAGACAUGUAUAUAUAUAAUAAACGGGUGCCUACUUCCCCUCAGAAUCAUGUUAAUCUUUGUUUGUUUCUCAAGUUAAUUUAAGUGAUUACUCUUCCUAAUUUUAAAUGCGUCUGCUGUUCCUAAUUUAUAAUGUGUCUGCUGUUCCUAAUUUAUAAUGCGUCUGCUGUUCCUAAUUUUAAAUGCGUCUGCUGUUCCUAAUUUUAAAAGCGUCUGCUGUUCCUAAUUUUAAAAGCGUCUGCUGUUCCUAAUUUUAAAAGCGUCUACUGUUCCUAAUUUAUAAUGUGUCUGCUGUUCCUAAUUUAUAAUGUGUCUGCUGUUCCUAAUUUAUAAUGUGUCUGCUGUUCCUAAUUUAUAAUGUGUCUGCUGUUCCUAAUUUAUAAUGUGUCUGCUGUUCCUAAUUUUAAAUGCGUCUGCUGUUCCUAAUUUAUAAUGCGUCUGCUGUUCCUAAUUUAUAAUGCGUCUGCUGUUCCUAAUUUAUAAUGUGUCUGCUGUUCCUAAUUUAUAAUGCGUCUGCUGUUCCUAAUUUAUAAUGUGUCUGCUGUUCCUAAUUUAUAAUGCGUCUGCUGUUCCUAAUUUAUAAUGUGUCUGCUGUUCCUAAUUUAUAAUGCGUCUGCUGUUCCUAAUUUAUAAUGCGUCUGCUGUUCCUAAUUUAUAAUGCGUCUGCUGUUCCUAAUUUAUAAUGCGUCUGCUGUUCCUAAUUUAUAAUGCGUCUGCUGUUCCUAAUUUAUAAUGCGUCUGCUGUUCCUAAUUUAUAAUGUGUCUGCUGUUCCUAAUUUAUAAUGUGUCUGCUGUUCCUAAUUUAUAAUGUGUCUGCUGUUCCUAAUUUAUAAUGUGUCUGCUGUUCCUAAUUUAUAAUGUGUCUGCUGUUCCUAAUUUAUAAUGUGUCUGCUGUUCCUAAUUUAUAAUGCGUCUGCUGUUCCUAAUUUAUAAUGCGUCUGCUGUUCCUAAUUUAUAAUGCGUCUGCUGUUCCUAAUUUAUAAUGUGUCUGCUGUUCCUAAUUUAUAAUGUGUCUGCUGUUCCUAAUUUAUAAUGUGUCUGCUGUUCCUAAUUUAUAAUGCGUCUGCUGUUCCUAAUUUAUAAUGUGUCUGCUGUUCCUAAUUUAUAAUGCGUCUGCUGUUCCUAAUUUUAAAUGCGUCUGCUGUUCCUAAUUUUAAAAGCGUCUGCUGUUCCUAAUUUUAAAAGCGUCUGCUGUAGCCCUACGUGGCGCAAUGCAGAGGAAGUUACUUAUUUAAUCUGAAAGUAAAGUGAAAUGAUCAGAAAGUAAAGUUAAGUAACAGAGCAGUGAAGUAUAUGUGGCAGUGAGCAUGUGGAAGGAUGAGAUGGAGCGAGAGAACAAAGAUUAACGAACAGAAUGAAAACUCUCGCCCCCAUCCCUCCCUCCUCCAUACUUCCUUCCUCGAACAGAGUCGUCCGCCACUGGAACAGCCUCCCCGCAGAAGUAGUCAGUGCGGAAACGAUCAACUCCAUUUCCAUUGACAGUAACUUUACAGCGUCGGGAGUGAACUGAACGUAUCCAAGAGUAGCAGAAGUGCUUUAAUCCUUUCCACAGGUCACUUAAUGUUC
Messenger RNA from Eriocheir sinensis (Chinese mitten crab), 3240 nucleotides. RefSeq names its product demethylmenaquinone methyltransferase-like. The record is from RefSeq and is a predicted model, not a curated record. The coding region runs from base 88 to 852 and encodes 254 amino acids. The transcript has 6 exons. NCBI's taxonomy places the organism in Eukaryota, Metazoa, Arthropoda, Malacostraca, Decapoda, Varunidae.